This is a messenger RNA of Rhodamnia argentea, 1429 nucleotides long. RefSeq names its product protein WVD2-like 3. Lineage: Eukaryota; Viridiplantae; Streptophyta; Magnoliopsida; Myrtales; Myrtaceae. The record is from RefSeq and is a predicted model, not a curated record. Bases 154 to 1143 code for a protein of 329 amino acids. Gene Ontology annotation, molecular function: microtubule binding. Gene Ontology annotation, biological process: microtubule cytoskeleton organization. The transcript is spliced from 7 exons.
CUAACGCCGUUAACCAAGAAACUGCAGGAUUUAAAGAAGUAAACACAGAUCACUCAAGUUUCACAACGCAGAGGCACUCAGCUAGACAAGUCCUUCAGUCUUAGAAAGCAAGAGUUAAGCUUAUAAAUGAGUGCAGAUAAAUGAUUCAGUGAAAUGGUGGUGGUGAUCACGGAGAUAUGCACGGAUAAGGAGCCAGAUUGCGUCGUAGCAUAUUCAAACGGCGACUGCCAUGAUCCUGGUCCUGAAUCUCUUUCCAAUCAGUGCGAUCUUGCAGACUCAAACGACAAUGUUGCCGGAGAUCCUGAACUUCAAAGUUCAGAAGAGAGCUCAGAAACAAGGGAAUACGAAGUGAAGGAAUGUAUGAAUGAAAGCUCGGUCGUGACGUCCUCCAAGGGAAAAGGCGCUGGAAAAUUUGAGAAGGAUGAAACAGCGUUGAGCUCAAAAAAUGAAUCCAGAUCAGAUGCUGAGAGAGCAAAGGAGGGUAAAAAGUCGAAAUCAUCCGCUAAGGAUUCAUCAAAGAGGACAGCGCAGCAUAACAACCGAAUUAACUACACCGUUCCACACCCUUUUUCCCUCGCAACCGAAAAGCGCGCUUCAUUUGGAGCUCGUCCUGCUGAUGAUACUAUGAAGGUAUCCAAUGGUAAACCAGGGCCGCGUUCUCAUGCCAUGCAGCCAAAUCAGGUGACCCCAAGACAACAGGUAAUGGAUUUGGUGUCAAGAAAGUGCUUGUUCCCAUAUAACAAGAAGAGUCCGGAUGAGGAAGACUCUUUAUCUGUCUCUUCAUGCACUAUCGCAUCCAAACGAGGCGUAAAAUCGCGAACAACUCCUGCAUCUGCUCCAGUAUUUAGAAGCACCGAACGUGCGGAGAAAAGGCAAGAGUUUAUUUCGAAGUUGGAGGAGAAACACCGAGCGCUGGAGGCACAAAAGGUCCAGGCUGAUGCGAGGAACACAGAGGAGAGAGAGGCGACUAUCAAGCAACUCAGAAAGAACUUGACGUUCAAGGCUAACCCAAUGCCGAGCUUCUAUUACGAGGGUCCUCCGCCUACGGUUGAACUGAAAAAGAUACCGACAACUCGCGCAAAAUCUCCAAGACUCGGACGCAGGAAGAGUUGCGGCAAUGUGAAAUUUUUCCCAGAAGGAUGAGAGUAAGGCAAACUGAUGCUGGUGACGGUCCUUGUGUGAAUAAAUUUCAGUGUGAACUCUGAUAAAUGAGGAAUUUAGGAGAGUUGAUUGAGCCGUGGAUAAGUUAUCUAAGUUAUAAGAAGGAAAGGGUCUUCAUUUUUCCUUCGUUUCACCGAGUGUCUCAUCUUCAAAUCGCUGGGCUUUAAGGAUUUCUUGCAUUGGCCUGUGUAACUUAUGAAAUGUAUCUGUGUUAUGUUCUUAAAAAGGGGAGUUCCUGUUUCCUGAUAAGAACAAAUUUCGCAUCUCA